Molecule: messenger RNA, 855 nt
Organism: Penicillium daleae
Lineage: Eukaryota; Fungi; Ascomycota; Eurotiomycetes; Eurotiales; Aspergillaceae
Product: chitin synthase export chaperone
Exons: 6
Coding region: 1-855 (284 amino acids)
Biological process (GO): protein folding
Cellular component (GO): endoplasmic reticulum membrane
Source: RefSeq, a predicted model, not a curated record
AUGGGAUCGACGCAAUUCGGCAAUUUCCACCUUUUCAAGGUCAACCAACCGCCGGGACUUCACUAUGGUGGAUGUGUUUUGGAAGGUAUCAGCCUUAGUGGAGGUAGACAUCUCGCUAAUUUAGGCUCGAUUCUUUUCGCAUUUAUCGCUAUUCUGGUCUCUAUUGCGCUGCUAUGGAGGUCGGACAGGAAGCAUGCCGCCGUCGGGCGUCGUGAGAUCCAAAUGUUCUUGUUGGGUUUUAUCGUGAUCGAGAUUUGUGAAAUCUUCACCGUCGGUGGUAUUCCACUUGACGAUAAUGUUCGAAAGGGUUUUUCGGCGGUCCAUAUUGCAGCCAUCACUGCCACCUGCUGGAUCCUUCUUAUGAACGCGCUUGUCGGAUUUCAGCUCAUUGAUGACGGUACUCCGGCCUCGAUUGGUCUCAUUUCCGCAUCUGCGCUCGUUUUGUUCAUUGGUACUGGGUAUAUCGCCCUUGACACGGCGUUCUCAUGGACCGGCCAUUUCGACUCUAGCUUGACGGGCAGCAACAACCGCAACAUCGGCCUCUACGUGUUGUACCAGCUCUUCCCGCUGGUUUGCCUGGUGGUAUUCUUCUUGCUCGAAACCGUGCUGGUGUUGCGGGUGCUGGGCGAGUUCCGUCCGAUGCUCUACCUAGUCGGCGCCGCUCUGCUGUUCGCCAUUGGCCAGAUCUUCCAGUAUGUGAUCAGUACGCAUCUGUGCUCGGCCACAUCGGGCAAUAUCAACGGUGCUUUAUUCGAAACCCUCUUCACUCUCCUCUCCGUCAUUGGCGUCUGGGGCUUCUGGAGCAGUAUCACUGAAGACGAUUGGCCCCUGCCUGUCGGCAGUGGAUACAACUAA